AGCCUGCCGCUAGAUGAGGGGGACUGCCAGAGCUACACGCUGCGGUGGUACUACAACCAAAGAGUCACCGAGUGCCGGCCCUUCGUCUACAGUGGCUGCCGGGGCAACCUCAACCGCUUCGACAGCAAGGAGGAGUGCGAGCUGCGCUGCGGGCAGCACCCAGGGGCAG
Nipponia nippon (crested ibis) is the source of this 169-nucleotide messenger RNA. The record is from RefSeq and is a predicted model, not a curated record. NCBI's taxonomy places the organism in Eukaryota, Metazoa, Chordata, Aves, Pelecaniformes, Threskiornithidae.